Messenger RNA from Ostreobium quekettii, 1605 nucleotides. Lineage: Eukaryota; Viridiplantae; Chlorophyta; Ulvophyceae; Bryopsidales; Ostreobiaceae. The record is from the annotation of a GenBank genome assembly.
AUGUUGCUGAGCGGCUCCACAACCCAGCUGGAGCAGAAAGUCGAGGCUGUCAAGAGCGUGGCAGAGACAAAGGUGCAGCUGCUCCAGGGAGACAGCAGCCAGGCCAAAUCGGAGCUGGCCAGGUUGUCCAAGGAGUUGCACAGCGUCGCGUUGGCCAGGGACCAAUGGCAGCGGGAUUGCGAGAAAUGGAAGGCACAGGCAGACAUGUACCAGGAAAAGACUGGGAAGAGCCUUGAGGAGAUGCAGAACAUGGAAACACGGAGGAUGGCUUUGGAAGGCAUGUGCUCUGACCAGGAUGAGAUAAUGGAGAGGCUGAGGCGCGAAACAGCGAUUGCUGUAGAGCAGAAGAGGCUUGCAGAAGAGUUAGCCUCAAGGAGGGGCGAUGAGAAUGUCGAGCUCAAGAGGAAAGUUGAGAGCCUGGAGGCUCUGGUGGUGGAGAAAGAGACUCAGAUGAAGGAGGGUGAAGAGAUCCGCAAGCGACUGCACAACACCAUCAUGGAGCUGAAAGGCAACAUCAGGGUAUUUUGCAGAGUCCGACCGGUUGGAGACGGCGAGUGUGGAACAGCUCCAAAGACUGCCACGCCAUUGGUGGAGUACCCCUCACAAGGCGACCAGAAGGACAGGGCGAUCAAGGUGCUGGCGCCCAGUGGCUCGUCUGGAAUGUCAUCAGAGUUCCAGCCGUUCGAGUUCACGUUCGACAGAGUAUUUCCAGCCCAGAGCACACAGGAGGACGUGUUUGACGAGAUAUCCCAGCUUGUCCAGAGCGCCCUUGAUGGGUACAAGGUCUGCAUAUUUGCAUAUGGCCAAACAGGCAGCGGCAAGACGUACACGAUGUUGGGCAACAAUGAGAACAACGGUGUGAUCCCACGAGUGAUGCAGCAGGUCUUCCAGACCAGCAACGAGCUGCGAGAGCAGGGCUGGAACUUCCGCAUGCGGGCGAGCAUAUUAGAGGUCUACAACGAGGAAUACAAAGACCUGCUGGGGAAGCACUUGGCGGCCAACGAGAAGCAUAAAGUGCACCAUGAUGCCCACGGAAACACUACAGUGAGCGGCCUGACGACGGUGGACGUCAGCAAGCCCGAAAAUGCGGCAGAACUCCUGAGGAGGGCGAUGGAGAAACGGGCCGUCGGGGCAACCAAGAUGAACGACAACUCGUCAAGGAGCCACAUGGUUUUCACCCUGAAGCUGGAUGGCAGCAACGAGGGCACCCAACAGCAUGUGCAAGGUGUCCUCAAUCUCAUCGACCUCGCGGGCAGCGAGCGAGUCAAGGCUUCAGGCUCGCAGGGCGACAGGCUCAAGGAGGCCCAGAACAUCAACAAGAGCCUGAGCGCGUUGGGUGACGUGAUAAUGGCACUGGGGACCAAGAAUGAGCACGUGCCUUACAGGAACUCCAAGCUGACAUGGCUGCUGCAGAACUCGCUCAGCGGCGCCUCCAAGGUCCUAAUGUUUGUCAACAUCUCGCCUGCGCAGGAGUCAGCAAACGAGUCAUUGUGUUCUUUGCGAUUUGCCGCCAAAGUGAACGCUUGCGAAAUUGGGGUGGCCAGGAGGACGGUGAAGACAGACCCAAAAGACAGCCAGCCAACGCGGUCUCCACGGUCAAGAUGA